UUGAUAACUACUUUGCAACUCAAGAGGUUUUAACCCCUUCAUCAGAGAGAAGACAUCACCAGAGGCGUGUACAUUUCACAGCUAUAAAAUAAUCUACACGGAUCUCUCCAGAUGUUUUCCAGCAACGCACUCUCCGGGUGCUGUGGUGCGUUUUUACGCGUGAAAUUCUCGGGGGCAGUUGAUUCCUGAAUAAAGCUUUUCUUGGAGCAUUAAAUUUUGUGCUGAAAGCUAAACCAGUUCAGCUGACCAGCGUAGGGAACCAGCUUGGAAUAAUCCAACACAUUGCGUUUAUUGUUACUUUUGGGGAGAUUUUUGGCGUAAACCCUGGACCAAAGGUUGAACGGAGUUUUUGCUCAACGUCUUGGUAACGUUGGUGUUACUUUUUUGCAUCAUGUAUUUGUCAACAUGAAAACCGUAGAUCUGAGACUGUGAAUGAAGGAAGGUUGAUCACAAAUCAAUCAUGGAGCCGUAUGUGCGCACUGAGCGUUCCUUGUCCAUCUGGAGGAGGCUGUGUUACGCAGUGGGACACUUUCAGAACGACCUGUGCGCUUCUAUGUGGUUCACCUAUCUCCUGGUCUACCUCCACAACGUGCUGGGAUUUCAGAGCACCUUCGCAGGUGUGCUGCUGCUGAUUGGACAGAUAGCUGACGGGGUCUGUACGCCUUUGGUUGGAUAUGAAUCUGACAGAACGUUAACGGGCAUCUGUGGAAAGAGGAAAUCCUGGCAUCUGUUGGGAACCAUUAGUGUUAUUAUAUCGUUCCCCUUCAUUUUCAACCCGUGCCUGGCCUGCAGUGACGGCACUCCUCAAUGGGCUCAGAUUUUAUACUUCUCCCCCUUCAUCAUCAUCUUCCAGUUCGGCUGGGCGGCCACCCAGAUCUCACACCUGUCCCUCAUCCCGGAGCUGGUGACCCGGGAGAGUGAGAAGGUGGAGCUCACCGCGUACAGGUAUGCCUUCACGGUGGUGGCAAAUAUCACAGUCUUCACUGUGGCCUGGCUGCUCUUCAAAUUCCAGACUCAGCACAAUCUCAACCCCACCAUCACAGAUAAUGUGGGCCCGGUGGACAUCCCUCUCUUCAGGGAUCUGGCCCUCAUUAUGCUGGGCCUUGGAGCUUUAUUCUCUCUGAUAUUUCAUUUGGGCACAAAGGAGGGGACGCCGGCCACAGAGAGAGAGAACCUGCUGAUCUCAUCCGCCCCAUCACAGGACACCACACCUCGCCCUGUGUUUGGGUGGAAGAGUUGGCUGAAGGAGCCCUCCUUCUACCAGGUUGCUUUCCUAUACAUGUGCACUCGCCUUAUCGUCAACUUAUCUCAGACGUACAUUUCAGUUUUCAUCACCGCCUCGCUGAUGUUACCAAAGAACUUUAUUGCCAUCAUACCUCUGGUGAUGUACCUCAGUGGCUUUGUUUGCUCGUUGGUCAUGAAGCCAGUCAGCAAACUUAUAGGAAUCUAUAUUACCUAUUUAGUGGGCCUGAUGCUGGUGUUUGCCUUUGGCAUCUGGGUGUAUGUGGCCAAGCACAUGGGAGCUGACAGCAUUUAUGGAGCCUCCGUGCUGCUGGGCGCCGGCACUGCUACAAUCCUGGUCAUGUCUCUGGCCAUGACCGCUACACUCAUUGGAGAUCAGACGCAGCAAAGUGGAGCCUUUGUUUACGGUUCCAUGAGCUUCACAGACAAGGUGGCAAAUGGUUUUGGUGUCAUCCUCAUCCAGAGUAUCCGGCCAUGCAACACAGAAGCCUGCUGUCCAGACUGUGUUUGGUUUUAUCGUGACGUCAUGGCGAUGGUGACUGGGGGCUUGGCUAUUGCUGCUGCAAUUUGCCUGUUCACAAUUAUAACCUGGCCAAUCAGGAUACGGAGAAGUUAGGGUUCAAUAUUUGUGUUACAGUUGUUGUUAUUGAUUGUUUGCACCUGUGAAAACAAACAGAAAACAACCAUCUAUAUCAUAGAUUUGAUACUGCACAGUACAGCUCUGUAAGUUUGUUACAGUUAAGCCUUUUUGUUGGACAGUGGAAACCAUGCUGGGAUUAAAGCAAUGCUGCCACCUUGUGUAUGAAUUUGUAACUACACUGUUUUCCAGACCUUUAAAAUGUGUUUUAUUCAAGCUUCAAAAGAUCUUUUUCAUGGAUUCAGAUGAGUAGAAAAACAAUAUCACUGAAAAUUCACUGCACUAACUGACAAUAUGGCCUAGCCUGAUGACUCACAACUUUACAGACACUUUUCUAACAGGAAGCAAGCUUCGCCUUGGAUUUCUAUGUUGGAUUAAACCAAAUGUGUAUGUAAACACACAAACCAUAGUGGUGCUCCCAGACACAGUGAAACUAAUUUCUCUAGUUCAAGUGUGUUUCUGUUUCUGAGUGUCAGAGCUAGACUGUUGGCCAGAGAGCUAAUACUUUCCUGACCAUUAACAUGAUAACCACCUGCUUUGAUCAUGUGCUCUGUAGAGGUAAAUGAGACAUUUAAUCUGGACUGAAAUCACAUAAAGUGUCUGUUCUGAUUUAACACUGAACCUUGUACAUCAGCUCAAGAGGAACUAAACAAAAUGUUUAAAACCCAGGGAUUGAACCCUGCAUAGUAAGACAUUGACCUUAUGCAACUGACAUUAAUGUCCUUCAUUUGCAUGUUGUAAAAAGAAACACACUAGAUUGCUACAUUUCUUUUAUCAAAUUGUACCAUUUUAAUUCAUUUAACCAGGAAAGCCUCAUUUAAAACACAGAUCAACCAAUCCUGAGUCACAGAGCACAAAGUCAUUAGUCAAAACAUCUACAACCUGAUGCAGCUUCCUACAGUGUCUCCAACCUGCCUUUAAAAACACCUGAAGACACCUGCUCACCCACACAUAAUGUCUCCUGUAGCAGAUUCCAGGCUGCAGGAGCAGCAUGCCUGAAACUCCUUCUACCCAUUUCCAGACAGACUUUGGGUACAGAUAGCAAAAGCAAGUCUUGGGACUGAGUUACAGAGUGAAGACUGUAGCAUUUUUCAUACUGAUAAAACCACAGAAGUAUGAUAAACACUGAUUUUGUAAAGCCUUAUAUUCUACAAUUACAAUACUUUGGAAUAACUAUACCUCAGAAUAUUAUAUAUUUUUUAAUUCACUGUAAUUUAAACUUUUCUGCCCGUCACCUCAACUUGAAUGGUAGCUCUGGUCCAGCAUGUCAUUUCAUUUAGCCCACAAGAGCAUCCAAAGAAUAUAAUUUUCUUAUAAAAUGAUUCUGAGUUACAGGGUUAAGAUCAGCGCAAUGACCUACUAGCCAUUGUGCCAGCUUUGUGGGAAAUGUAGUUUGUCAGUGGCCUGCUAAUCUUUGUUUUUGUCAGUGAUAGCACUUUCACUUUUCCUCAUUUGUCAAAGCAAGUAGAUAAGCAGUUGGAACAAAAACAAAUUAUGUCACAGACUGCAUGUACUAUCAGAGCAGAUUUAUGUGUUGUACCACAGUUCUGCCCUCCUCGACUACAGUCAGACAGUUUUCAAUGUGAAAAAUAUUGCUUGAUAAUAUUUUUGGGAUGAUGUAAAAAAAUGUAUUAGUGACUUUAUGAAAAACCUAUGAGGGUAGUGAGGAAUUUUGUAAUCUAAAAUAAGUCCUUGGAUUUAUGU
Messenger RNA from Cheilinus undulatus (humphead wrasse), 3583 nucleotides. It is a transcript of the gene mfsd12b, whose product is annotated as major facilitator superfamily domain containing 12b. Lineage: Eukaryota; Metazoa; Chordata; Actinopteri; Labriformes; Labridae. Gene Ontology annotation, cellular component: membrane. The record is from RefSeq and is a predicted model, not a curated record. Bases 461 to 1858 code for a protein of 465 amino acids. Gene Ontology annotation, molecular function: symporter activity. Gene Ontology annotation, biological process: carbohydrate transport. The transcript has 9 exons.